AUGUCGCAUAAGCGCAAGACAGGGAACGAGAUAAAAACGAUCUAUUCCCUUCACCAGCGAUACGGCCCUGUGGUACGCCUGGGUCCCCACGAGCUCAGUGUGAACUCUAUCGAUGGCCUGCGAACCGUCUACACCGGCGGCUUUGAGAAAACCUCAUGGUACAGGGAUAUCUUUGUCAACUUUGGCACCGACAAUCUGGUCAGCACCCAGGAACACAAGCCGCAUUCCAUCCAGAAGCGCAUGCUCAGCAACGUCUACUCCAAGUCGUAUCUGCAAAACUCACCAGACCUACAGAGAGUCUCGUCUAUUAUCGUCGCAGAUCGAUUUCUACCCCUUUUGACCAAAUUAGCACAGAGCCGGGAGGCGAUCAAUGUACUCCCUUUAUUACAAGGGCUUGGCCAGGAUUUCACUUCGGCAUAUCUAUUUGGCUCGAAGUAUGGGACGGACUUUAUCCACGACGUCGCCAAGCGAGAACAUUGGCUUGACAUGUACGAGAGAUUCAAAGUUUCGCAUCCCAAGGAACGUAGUUUUGGCGAGUUUGAGCAAUGGUGUCUUGCACUAUGCGAUAAAGUCAGUUAUGAUCUGAAUGAGAAAAGAGCAAGAAACGAUCAAGAAACUCAGCCAGUGGUGUAUGCACAAUUAUAUCGCUGUCUGGAGAAUAAUCACGAGCGUUGGGAAAGAAAAAGGCUCGUACUAGCUUCGGAAAUGCUUGAUCAUCUUAUUGCUGGACAUGAAACAUCAGGAAUCACAUUCACCUACACGUUGUGGGAGUUAUCGCAACGCCCCGCCCUUCAAGCACAUCUCCGAGCGGAACUCUUAGGCCUUUCGCCGACUCUGAGAAACACAUCACCAGAGAGACAGAAAGAGAAGGAGACAGAAGGUGCACUACCAUCUGCACAGUCCUUGAAUAGUCUGCCUCUUCUAGACUCCAUAAUCCGAGAAACGCUACGGCUACAUACACCAGUUCCGGGUCCACAACCUCGUGUUGUUCCCUCCUCCUCUCAGUCGGUAACCAUUGGAGGUUAUACAAAUAUUCCAGGCGGCACAAUUGUCAGCAGCUCUGCGUUUUCUCUGCAUCGUAUAGCGGAUGUCUAUCCUAAUCCAGAUGAAUGGCUCCCCGAACGCUGGCUCAAUCCAGAUAGAGGCAAUUCUGAGGCAAUGAAACGCAUGUUCUGGGCCUUUGGUAGUGGUGGGAGGAUGUGUUUAGGGAAUAACUUGGCUCUGCAAGUGAUUAAACUUGUCGUUGCCGCAAUCUACACCAAUUUCACCACUUCCAUUGUGGAUGACGAGGGGAUUGAACAAGAGGAUAAUUAUAUUGCUCCUCCCAAAGGGCGCAAGUUGGUUCUUCAAUUUACAUCUGUAUCAAAGAGACGGCCUCGUAGUUGA
Messenger RNA from Talaromyces amestolkiae, 1386 nucleotides. RefSeq lists its product as uncharacterized. Gene Ontology annotation, molecular function: monooxygenase activity; heme binding; oxidoreductase activity, acting on paired donors, with incorporation or reduction of molecular oxygen. The record is from RefSeq and is a predicted model, not a curated record. NCBI's taxonomy places the organism in Eukaryota, Fungi, Ascomycota, Eurotiomycetes, Eurotiales, Trichocomaceae. The transcript is spliced from 2 exons. The coding region runs from base 1 to 1386 and encodes 461 amino acids.